Phytomonas sp. Hart1 is the source of this 1679-nucleotide messenger RNA. NCBI's taxonomy places the organism in Eukaryota, Euglenozoa, Kinetoplastea, Trypanosomatida, Trypanosomatidae. The record is from the annotation of a GenBank genome assembly.
GGGUGCACCAGGAGAGGUUGAGAUCACGGUUAAGCCCUCUAAAGUUGGAUCCUACGACCUGAGUUUCGUAUAUCGCCGCAUAUUUGAACCUCCGAGCGAAAAGGACACGAAAUACACUAUUCACUUUGACGUUCAAUGAUGUAGUUUUCAUACACCGAUGACUUUAAAAGCCGCAUAACUAUAUAUACCUAAGUGCUUAUCUAUCUAUAUAUAAACAUGUAUUUAUUGAAAAAUACUUACCCUCCCCCAAAAGUAAAAUGUUUCAGAGCCAAGCAAAUUUAUUAACUCUAGUGGAAACACAUUUAUUCCAUUCCUGAAUCAGCAUAUUACACGAUUCAAUAUGGAAAAGGGAACGAAGAUGAUUGGGAUGCGCACGUGUGUGUAUAUCGACAGGGGAGUUUUGCCGAUGUAAGGACAAACAGUCGUAUAAUCGCAUCAAUCCUUCUAUUCUGUUAUUAUGUUAAACAGGUCUGUUACAUUUACGCAUUUAUGACUUUCAGACUUGAUAGCAGGGCCCACAUAUUGCUUACAUUUUUAUUUUCAGUGGUUAAAUGAAUAUUUUACUGUUUUAUGAAUAAAUAGUAUUUAUUAUUUUGAUAGGAUUGGAACAAAGGUGCAGUUCAUGUUUCACAGUUUCUUUCUUACACUGUACUGCUAUUUAUUUAUUGUUUUAGAUAUGAAGUCAUGUAACUCUAAGUUUCUUCAUUUUAAAUUUUUCUUUAUUUUAUUUUUUUUCAGCGUUUCAUAACGUAGGCUCAGGUUAAAUUCCCUUUUUGGUUUACCAACUGGGUUUUUAAAUGUCACUUCUUUUGGACGACUUUGUCGUUCUUGGAUUUCACGGCGUGCGCGACGCCCCGGAGAUUCACGCCGGGUUUAAAAGACGUGGUUUUGAGGCCGCCGUGGUCGAUCACGCUUUUAUCAUCUCCCAUCUUCACCUUGCUGUCUCUUUUUACCGUUUUUGCGGCGAAAGCGCUUUUUCCACGGGGGCUUUGUCGAACGUCUCGGCGCGCAAACGCGGGCGUCCCUGGGCCGCGCGGGAUCUCUUCACGUCGCUUUCGCUUUCCCACAAUCUUGAUCGCAUCCUACAGGUGCUCCCGGCAGAAUCCAAAACUUCAGCGGUGUUGGUAAUUAUCCCGAAAAAAAUUUACGACGCCCAUACUGACGAAGUCAUCGAUUGUAUUAUUCGAAAAGACUCUCAGGCGGACAUGGUGGGGAAGGCCAUUCCGCAUUCUUUGGUCUAUCGACAUUCCGGGUUGUUUCCUUUUCUGGAAUAUGUGGAUGUGGCGAAGGUGAUGGGGUUUUACGGGAUCACCGAGCGGGAUAAAUCCGCCAUGAUGCAAAGUUUUAGUUUAAACGAAACCUACGCCCUCGCGCAGGAGGUGUUGGGGACAGAUUUUGCGCCCACCUUGACGGCUUUUCAUGCCGGAGGAAAUAUCUGUCAAUGUCCUUGCGAUCGAACCGCCUGCGCGAAGAAUGCAAUCUCCAUGAUGCUUGCCGCCAAAGCGUUGGAGCAAUGUGUGGUGAAUAAGUUGUCUUUGUGUGAUGUUUAGCCCACAAAAGAAGGGUAAAAUAGAAAGAAAAAAGAAACCUAUAGCGGUAAAUCCCUAAAGGAGCAAUAAACACACAAAAAGUGAGCGGUCUGUGCACCGAUAACACCGGUCCUACACCAUAUUUUACAA